AUGGAUUCUGUCGGACAAAAAGCGCGGUCAUCCUCAGGCAGGCAGCCGGCCUGUCGAACCUGCCAGAAGCGCAGGGUACGCUGCGACGGACUCAAGGUGUGCACGGCGUGCCUCAGGAGGGCGGCGUGGGAGGGUCUCCCCCCUCCAGAGCGGUGCGAGUAUGCGUCGGGUGUUGCGCCGGCAGAAGCCAGCGGUUCAGCCUCAGCCAGCUCGAGCUCGUCGGCAGACUUCUCGACACGGAACUGCGCGGCGAGGGCAUCGGCAAGCGGUUUGGCUGGCUCGUCGAGCGAGGCGCAGUUGGCGAGAUUCGGAGGCGGAACAGGUCGUCCGCUGCAAAAGGGACUCGCCUGUCUAGCUUGCAAGGCGCGGCGCGUUCGCUGCGAUAGCGCUCGACCAGCCUGCUCGUCCUGCCGGAAGACGUCGAAAUUCAAGACGGGCGAGCUGCAAUGCGUCUACCGCGCGGACCUCUACCUCCAGCGACGCAAGGAGGAGGAGGCGAAACGACGACUAGCGGGAACCGUGCCGAUGAAGGAGGAGGAUGAGGAUAUGCCCGCGGCUGGGGAGAAGGUCGAGCCGAAGGAGGCGGCACGACCCGCGGUUCAGCCUGUCGUCAAGACAGAACCUGACCUGAGCGAGGACACCCUCUCCGCCUCGCCUACCUUGACCAGCCUACCUUCUCUGCUUCCGCCCUUACCGACACUACCGCCUCUGCCAUCCUACGAUCAGCCUGCAGACACCGUCGUCAAAAGCGAGUCGCCGUUGCCGACUUUCGCGACUCCGCAAUCCAUCUUCGCACCCGCCCCUUCACCCGCCGACUACUUCACCAUUUCGACAGCGCUACGAUCCGGCUCCAUCUCCUCCCAAUCAGGCUUGUUGACUAAUCCGCCGUCUCCGUCGUUUACCAUCAGCGAGACGGACUUGUCUUCGUGGCCGUCGCCUCGCUCACCCUGCGACGAAUGGUGCAACGACCUGCCGUCGACCUACCCUCCCGUCCCCUACCCUCCAGCACUUCCAACAAGUGACUACCACUCCCUCUUCAAUGAAGCGUGCUCGUCGCUCUUUAUCCCGCCGCUCGCCCUCUCGACACCGCUCCAGUCGCUCGACCUAACCGACAUCGCAAGCCCGCUGUCGAUGUACUCGAGCCUGCCGCCUGGCGACCCGCUCAAGAUCGACUCGAGCAUCACGGGCAUGGACUCGACGUUGACGCUGCCGUUCGCGCCGAGUUUCGCGGGCGAGUGGUCGAGCAGCGGACCCUCGGAACUAUAG
This is a messenger RNA of Rhodotorula toruloides NP11, 1266 nucleotides long. Its product is annotated as transcription factor. Gene Ontology annotation, molecular function: zinc ion binding; DNA-binding transcription factor activity, RNA polymerase II-specific. The transcript is spliced from 5 exons. Bases 1 to 1266 code for a protein of 421 amino acids. NCBI's taxonomy places the organism in Eukaryota, Fungi, Basidiomycota, Microbotryomycetes, Sporidiobolales, Sporidiobolaceae. The record is from RefSeq and is a predicted model, not a curated record. Gene Ontology annotation, biological process: regulation of DNA-templated transcription.